UGAAGAGGGUGCUCCACCACUCCUCUCAGUUCUGGGGGAUGAGCAGCUUUAAACACGUGGAUGUGUCUGCGGUGUCCUGAGCGCGCGAGUCGACGCAGCGCAUCUGACGAGUCAUGUAAGUGCAAUGAACACAAGCAAACUCACUGUGUUUCAUCUCUUGUCUGUGCGUGCAGGCACACGGCGAUCAGUGCGAGCUCAGAUCUCCCAACGAGAAGAAGUCAAGAGUUAUGGAUGCCCUGCUUGGCCAGGGCAAGUACGACGAAGCAGCAACUGCAGCACAGGCGGCGCUCGAUCAGCUGAGCGCCUCGCCUGAUGCCACUGAUGCUGCUUUGUUCUGUCUGCGGCGCCGAGGGCUGGUGUGCAUCCUCGUCAAGGCGCGGCUGCGAUGCAAGACCUUCUCGGACGUUGUGCAGCGCGUCAAACCAUUGCGGGAGGCGACACAAGAGGAGCAAGCACUGCGGCAAAAGGAGAUGGCGGCACUGGCCAAGGAGAUCAGCGAUGCCGAGCGAAUGAAUCAUCAGGCGGCCGGCGCCUCGAGUCAUUCGUCCGCCCGCGUGCUGCCAAGUGAGCUGCUGCUGUUGGUGGAGUCACUGAUUAUCCAUGCAGAUCUGCUCGACGCACUGGGGAGGACCGUCGAGGCAGCGGAGAGGUGCGAGUGGCUGUUUACUGUGCUGCACCUCUUGAGCACGGCCUGUCCUGCCUCAACAGCCGCCACAUCUUGGUCACAGGACAGCCUGCAGGAGCAUGAGAGGGAUCACCAGUCGACGAGGGAUCACCGCUAUGUGGGUGCGGCCGCUGUUGUUGAGAACGCCGCCUUCAUGCCGGCCUACCACUAUGCCAUCAUGCGCAUGCCACAUCUGCUCACCAAGGCGGCGGCACACUCCAGGGGACAUGCUACUCAGGUGAAGAUGAUGUCUGAUUCGGAUGACCCCGCGCCCCUCUUUGCCCCCGAUCCCUGUCUAUCUGCUCUCGUCAAGACUUGGAGGAUGCCGGGGCACCGGGCAGAGGUCAAGUGGUGUUUCAACCGGCGCAUUGUGCAGGCAAUGUGGGCGUACCGGUCAGCUCUGCUGCGGCCGGUCUACCCCCUGCCGCCGGCCUUCCACAAGGCCCUCAGGAGUGGGCUGGCCAAACUGCUGCUUUACCACUGCUCUGACACCGACUACACCCCCUUGACGGGUGGGACAAAGGGCGGGGCGCUGACGGCCAGACAUCAUGACAAGGAGAACGUGUUCAUGCCGCAGAGUCGAGUGGAAGAAGCGCUUCUAUUGCUGGGGUACGGACCUAGGCACAUGAAGGCGGGGCGGUCAUCUGGCCGGCCGGCUGGGAAUGUGUGUGGUGUGUGCAUGCAGGUUGUCCGAGUCUGUCGACUUCUGGCUGUUGAGUCGCGAGAAGCAGACGGCAAAGGGCCAGGACGGUGCAAGCAGCCAGCAGGCAUCAGAUGACCCCGACAGGGACAGCCCCGGGGCCCUGCUGCUCUCGCAGGACCACAUCCACAUGGCCACCCUGCCGUCGACAACGGUUCAGACUCAGCCCCUGUGGCUACCCCGAUGCGACUCCCACCUCAUGCCGCCUCUGCCCUGCAACCCCCGCAUCAACCCCUUCAUGCAGCUGUGGGAACCCAUACCGCCACUCGCAAAGCGCAGCCGAGGCGCUGGAGACGUCAGGACCACAGAGGAGGGCCUCUCCUUCACCGAGGGUGAUCCGACUAGUCCUCACAGCGACGUCAGCCUCUCCCUCUACCCGCCGGCCCGGCUGCUGGAGCGCUCCAUGGUCUUCUUCCUCAACUCGUCGGCUGCCUGGCUCCGCUUGUCGCUGGCCAAGUACGUGGAUGGCUUUGUCAGCCUCACCAUUAAGGCGAUGGAAGAAGCAAACAGAAUACACAACGUACGUAAACCUAACACCCACACGGACCAAUAUCACACACGCUAGCUAGUUUGUGCCCACCUCUGUUUGUUUGUGCAGGGUGAGGGUUUUCUGGCGGCGGCGGCAUUGCUGCGGUCCGAGGAGGCGCGGCUCAAGGACCCUGGGAAGAUAGCCAGGCGCGACGCCUUUGAGGACCUCUUCGACUCGGGCUUUGCGGUGAUGUUUCAUGCCACUGAGAUGCUCAAUGACGCACAGCCACUCAAAGUGAGAUCAGCAAGGGCAGAACACAUGGAAUGCAUGCCGUGGUUUAUGUCAGCUGUCUGUCCUUGUGUUGUCAGGCCCUGGAGCUGCUGGCAGUGCACCUGCCAGCAUUGCAAGGGGUGGUUCGCGGUCAGUGUCUGCACGCCAUGGGGAUAGCCCACUUCAUGAUGGCUCGUCAGAGCAUCGUCGCUGACACCCGCAAACACCACUACAACACGGCCGAACAAUUCCUCAGGGUAAGCUUGUAAUUAUCGAGGAGGAAGAGGACAAGGAAUGGCGUCACUGGUUGUGAUUGUUCCCCCGGUUACCUACCAGGAGGCGUGGAAGAUGGACUCAUCUAACGCACUGGUCGGCUUCUAUCUGGCGUUAACCCUGGCCCACCUGAGUGUGGUGCCCCCCUUGCCAGCGCACCACCCCCACUCGCACUCAUCUGCAGGGGGCAGGAGGGGGCCUGAUGCCAUCCGCGAGGCUCGCCAAGUGGUGGACAGAGUCAUCAACCUCCCAGGCGGAGGCGGCAGGUGCCUCCCACAGGUACCACGGCAGGGAGGGAGGCAGGGAGGGAGGGGUGUGUUCAAUGAGCAACUGUGUCUGUCGUAUUCAUGGUUGUCUGUCACCCAGGUGUGGGGUCUCGCAGCUCUGUUGCGGUCGAUUGUUCUCGUGCGGCACCCGGACCACAGCCCCCAGGCACACAAAGACACGGCCAAAGGCGGGGGGGUCGCUACUGACAAUGACAACACAGAGGGCCUCAGGGCAGCCCUCACGCUCAUCCAUGAAGGCCUCAUGGAGCAUCCCAACAGCUGCCUUUUGUGGGUCAUCCGGGCGAGCCUCAUGGCAGCUGGAUCGCCGCCACCCAGCCACAUCAUUCCCCGCCCUCGGGUCCACCGUGAGGUCUCCCCCGCCCGCAGGGAAGCGGCCGCCCAUUAUCCGUUGAUGUCUUCUGAGGCCCACGAUCGCAGGCGGAGCGAGUCGGUGUACGAGAGGGCCCGCAGCUCCACGUCGGUCCGCAGCCACAGUGCCUCGCCGCGGCGGCGGUCUUCUCAGAGGGGAUCGAGACUCGUGCAGCACCACACAAGGACGAUGGAAGCUGUCCCGGAUGUGCCCACCUACUUCGACUACACGCCCAAGGACUCCAUGAAUGCAGCCAACACUCCUGCAAAGGUGAGACAGACAGACAGACAGACAGACAGAUCAACUGAUGGGCUGCAAUCAAAUCGAUGAAUGGGAUGCGCCUGUGGGUGUGGUGUGGUGUCUUGCUAUCCCUGUCGGUUGGUUGCUUCAGCUUGCGGUUGAGACUUUGUGUCCUCCUGGCGGCGUUGCCCCCUCCCUUGCCGACAGCGGUGCAGUGUGGCAGCAGCCCGUCCCUCCCGACUACAGCACACAGGGCAAUGCAGGAGUGGCGUCGGGCGAGCAUGGCCCCGAUGAUGCGUCCUUGUGGCUGCUCAAGGCAGGCCUGGCCAGGCGUGUGGGCGCGCCCGAUGCACAGGCUAUACAAAGGGCCAAAGCACACACGCCAGCACAGACGCAGACACACGGUAGGUACGGUGAGUGAGUGGGAAACUGAGGGAGGGAGGGACACAUGCCAUGUGAGCGAGGAAUGAAUGAGGAUGUCUUAGGUACUUUCUGUACGUUAUUGUCUGUCUGUCUGCUGGGUGUUCUCAAUGUUGGUCAGAGUCUUUGGGUGUCAUGUACGAGUGCUGCUGGCUGGAUGCCUCGGAGGGUCGUGUGAAGGACGCCCUGUACAGCCUGGACCAGCUGCUGGUGCUCCACCCACACCAUGCACCCGGCCUGCUGCUCAAGGCCAGGCUGCUCAUGGCCUCCCCUCACAGCGACGAAACUGCUGCAGCCGCCGCAUCGUCACUUAUACAACAAACCCUCAACAUAGACGACAUGUGAGAAACCAAACAACCUACCGCACAAGGAGGUGCGGUGCAUCCAUCGCUGGCUGGCUGGCUGGCUGAAUGCGGGUCGUGUCACGUGUGUCGUGUGUGUGUUAGGUGGUCGGCUCCGCAUUUCGCAUCCGCCGAGGUGUUGGAGGCCGAUGAUCUGUAUGAGGAUGCCUUUGAUGCACUGCAUGUGGGCUACUGCGUCAAGCAGCUCUCACCACCCCUCACAUACGACAUAUUCCCGGUGGCGUUUGGCUGCUAGAGCCUCUCGUGUGCGGCGGUCGUGUAAUGAGUGUUUUGUCAGUGAGGGCUUGCAGCGGGGGUGGG
Messenger RNA from Vitrella brassicaformis, 4334 nucleotides. The record is from the annotation of a GenBank genome assembly. Lineage: Eukaryota; Vitrellaceae.